ACUCGUGCGGCAAUACGUUAUAGCGGGCUGAACAGCUGAUGCACCACCGACAACACCGGCGAAAUGUCAAAACCCGGGCAAUUUAUUCUACGCGUACAGUCCUCAGAAGGAACAAAACGUAUAGAAGUACUACCUUCUGAUACACUUUCUCAACUGUAUGAAAAGGUGUACGAAGCUUUUGAUUUAAAUAGUUUUGGAUUUAAUCUCUGUAAGCAACGAAAUCAGAAUGAGCUGCUUACAUCUACUCGAAGUAGAACAGUGUCAGGAGCUGGUCUUUCUCAUGGAGAUAUGCUGUAUCUUGCGCCAGCCAAUGACACUCAGCUAUGGAGUGCUCCAUCGACCAGCAGUGCCUCCAACACUACUUCAGAAGCAGCGCCAAUGGACACCACAAAUGGAUUUACAAAUCGUACACCUAUUCUCUCACGAUCUCUGCCAAGUGUAGUCGAGGAUGACGUCGACGAGCAAUUAUGGAAACUGGAUGGGAAAAUACAACGUAAACGUGAUGAAAAACUCUGUCGGCAUGGAGCGAGAGGAUGCUGCGUGCACUGUUCUCCUCUCGAGCCUUUUGAUGAAAUUUACCUAAAAGAACAAAAUAUCAAGCAUCUGUCCUUUCAUUCAUAUCUCAGGAAGCUCACUGCCGGAGUUGAUAGGGGCAAGUUUAUACAAUUAGACGACAUAAGCUGCCGUAUAAAGACUGGCUGCAAGGACCAUCCGCCGUGGCCGCGAGGAAUCUGCAGCAAGUGCCAACCGAACUCGAUCACUCUGAAUCGCCAGACUUAUCGGCACGUGGACAACAUCGUGUUCGAAAAUGCUAGUUUAGUAGAACGUUUUCUUAAUUACUGGCGUAGCACCGGGCACCAGCGUAUCGGCUAUCUGUACGGAAGAUACGAAGUACACUCGGAUGUCCCGCUAGGAAUUAGAGCCGUCGUUACGGCUAUAUACGAACCACCGCAGGAAAGUACAAAAGACACAAUAAGACUUCUGCCGGACGAGAGGGAAGCGUUAGUCGAGGAAUUAGGCCGGACACUUAAUCUGAGGAGAGUCGGAUGGAUUUUCACUGAUCUCAUAGCCGACGAUGUUAAAAAGGGAACGGUCAAGCAUGUUCGCAAUAUAGAAAGCCAUUUCCUAUCUGCUCAAGAGUGCAUAAUGGCUGGGUAUUUUCAAAACCGAUACCCAAACCCCUGCCGUUUCUCGCCUAAUGGUUUUUUUGGCUCAAAAAGUAUAACCGUUUGCGUCACAGGUGAUGAUAAAAAUCAAGUACACAUGGAGGGUUAUCAAGUAUCUAAUCAGUGCAUGGCGUUGGUACGAGACGGCUGUUUGGUUCCUACGAAAGACGCACCGGAAUUGGGCUACGUAAUUGAGUCGACCGACAAGCAAUACGUUCCGGAUGUCUUCUACAAGGAGAAAGACACGUAUGGAAACGAAGUAACAAGACUAGCAAGACCUUUGCCAGUAGAAUACUUAUUGGUAGAUGUACCUGCAUCUACACCACUCACUCCCCAGUUUACUUUUUUCACGGAUGAUAACAUCACUCCAUUUCCAGUUGAGAACAGACAAGUCGAUGGACAAGUCCAGGAGUUCAAUGCAUUAUGCACUUACAUGCAACAAUUCAGUGCUGAUCAAUUCAUGGAGGCAACUUCUGAUUUUCAUUUACUACUCUUUAUUGCCACCAUGGACAUGUAUCCGAUGAAGGAUCACAUGUUACCGUUGCUCGAAGCUAUUCGCGCCAAGGACAAGCGGAAAGCAUUGGAAUGGGCGCAAUCUGAGCACUGGGCGACGGUGGAGCAGCUGAUAUCCGCGGCCUCUACAUCAUCACGUCCUUCGCAAACCAUGUCCUUCGGUAGUAACUCAAGGACGUCAUCUUCUGCAACAACGGAAAGAAGCGGAGGCAUAGGCGUCGGUGCAGAGCCGAUCGCGAAUCCGUCUCCUGAUCAAGCUCUCUGGACUUGUUCUCACUGCACUUUUCUGAAUGCUGCAGACUUAGCAGUUUGCGAGAUGUGCAAUCUGCCAAGGUACUCAUAAUAAAUUGUCAAAAGCGUUAAUGAUGAAUUCCACGUGCGUUUAAAGGGUGCUGUCUUUAAAUCUACUAUUUCGCUUCCGCAGGAUUUGACACGUACACAUCCUCGCGGACAUAACAAUUGUUUUCUACGCAUCUUUGGCCUUAUUUAUGAGUGAAUAAAAAAAAGAAACAACGCCGAA
Linepithema humile (Argentine ant) is the source of this 2199-nucleotide messenger RNA. NCBI's taxonomy places the organism in Eukaryota, Metazoa, Arthropoda, Insecta, Hymenoptera, Formicidae. The record is from RefSeq and is a predicted model, not a curated record.